UUUCCAAAUCACAUGAACAAAACAAUAAUUGGAUUCAGUUUUCUCUGUGCAGUUGUCAGCAACUGUGCAGAAAAUGUGUAUCCAAUAAGCUCACACUUCAGCGCAUAAUUGCACAAACUCUGUCAUCAAUCCAUCAAUCGAACAAUCAAUCAAUCCAUCAGAAUUGAAUCAGCAACAAUAUGGCCAACCAGCACUCAAUAGACCAACAGCUCCAGCGGAUGCGUCGCCAAUUCCUGCAACACGACCUAAGAGGGGAUGCUAAAAUAGGACACUCGCAGCUGGGCGACUGUCUGCGUGUCCUGGGCCUCAAUCCCAGUGGGGCGAGCAUACGUCAGCACAUCCGACAGUUGUGUGAGCGGCACAUCGAACGCAUUUCCUUUGACGAGUUCCUGUCCAUUUACAAGAGCAUCCAAGAGUCGAAGGCUAUCGCAGAGGCGGAACAAUUCAUAUCCGGUUUAAGCUACUUCGAUGAGCAGCAUACUGGAUAUAUACCUGCGAUCAGGCUUAGACAUAUUCUGGCCAACUGUGGCGAAUGUCUCACCAAGAGAGAAUUGGAUGAAAUAUUAGAAAAUCGGGUGAAUGAUCAGGGCUUGGUCAAUUAUGUAGAGCUUGUGCAUGCCAUCAUGAAUUAUUCAUAAAUUGAAUCAGACAGACUCUAUUCACAUUAACCCAUACACAGUACACUGGAAAUUCAUAAAAAAAAGAUUGUACAGUAUUGUAUAUACUGAAUGACAUAAUACUUAAAAUGUAACAGUUGUUACCUCUUCAAUUUCUGGUGUUUCGUAUGAGGUUUUAUCUAUAAACAGCAGCUGAUUAGGUUUCUAUCUUAAAGUUACAUU
Drosophila innubila is the source of this 839-nucleotide messenger RNA. Its product is annotated as myosin-2 essential light chain. Lineage: Eukaryota; Metazoa; Arthropoda; Insecta; Diptera; Drosophilidae. Gene Ontology annotation, molecular function: myosin heavy chain binding. Gene Ontology annotation, cellular component: myosin II complex. Bases 180 to 638 code for a protein of 152 amino acids. The transcript has a single exon. The record is from RefSeq and is a predicted model, not a curated record.